Molecule: messenger RNA, 2157 nt
Organism: Spodoptera frugiperda (fall armyworm)
Lineage: Eukaryota; Metazoa; Arthropoda; Insecta; Lepidoptera; Noctuidae
Gene: aos
Product: protein giant-lens
Exons: 4
Coding region: 214-1047 (277 amino acids)
Source: RefSeq, a predicted model, not a curated record
UUAUACCGGGCGCGUAGGCUAAGUCGUACCUGACUCGGCGCGCUUGCCGCCAGUCCGAGCUUGCCCGACCACAACGCGACACAGCGCACGCGACCCGAACACGCACGAACACCGAAUAUCGAACACCGUUCACAAUUCGAACAUUUUCAAACAAUUGGAACGUUACUACUGACAGUUACUUUUUAUUUGUGUGUAUUUGUAAGUGAAACGAAUAUGCAUGUGGUAAUUCCUUUGCUGUUGGUGUGGGCACUCUGCGGAGUCCGUGGUGUGAUAAGAACACCGUUGGAGGCGUUCAGGCCUUCAGGAGAAAUACACUUGAGGAGGCCAGACAAAAUACCGUUCCUGCCGCACAAGAGACUACCAGUACCAUCAAAAAGCGAUCUCAAGAUAUUAUACCAAACUGGGGGUUCCGAGGAAGAUCUCCCAGACUGUCGGCCGCGACAGGUGUGCAGUAAAGUGGACCUCUAUGAUGCGACACAGCCCUGGAUCGAGAGGAAGUGUCGCUGUUUGGGUCAUAGGCCGUGCUCUAGUGACCUCACGGCCGAUGACAAUCACACGUUAUCAGAUAAAACAACGUUGUAUAAGACGUGUGAGCCUGUGAAGCGGUUGCCUAAGUGCAAAUACUUCAAGGAUGCGGCUUGGAUCAUCUAUUCGUUUCCCGACAGCAAUGCAACUCAGCAGAUCGUCAAUUGUCACUGUCCCAAGUUCUCAGUCACGUAUCUAUUGAAAAAGCUGCCGUACACGACACCUAGCGGAGAACAGGGGAACCAAUACCAGUUUGCGUGCUCGCCGCAAAGCAGGCUACGUUGUUCAAGAAAGGAGCCCUGCAAGUUGUUCAGCGCGAGGCGACGACACGAACAAAUCGAUGAAGUGAACGCGAACACAAUAUGCCAGUGUCCACGAGGCCAUACCUGUCCCAGGCAUCAUACGGAGACGGGAGUGCUGGCAGGCAUCACGUACGCGGCCGAGGACAUCCGCACGUACCACGGCUACUGCAUGCCCGAACCUCCUCCCGACGCAUACAGGUUCGUCGGAGACAAAGAUUGAAUCAACAACCAACCCUCAAACGUGUGAUUCAGCCGGAAAUGUACUUAAAACUGUACAUUGAACGCUCCACAGCUUCCAAGAGCACACAACGAAGUUUGCUUUGCUCAUUACCUGUUUAGUACAAAAGUGUUAAGCAUGUUUGGUUUUUAAAAAGAAUGACUAAUUUGUUAAAUAAUUUAAACGGCAGUGAUGUCUAUUUUGGUUUCGGAUACCGAUACCAAGCUUGUUCGUACGCUAGUCCAUGUGACACGAUCAAAUUAACGAACAAAUAUUAAGCUUUUAAUUAUAAUGUACAAUAAUACAAUGGUCUCAUGUAGGAUGAUUCGCUAAAUAUAAUUAUUAAUGACCAUAUUUUAAAUUUUAACCGUUAACUAAGAAGGUCUAGAAUUGAAUGAAUAAUAUGAUUAGCGAAUUGUCAUGCAAGCGGCCAUUGGUGAUACAGAUGCUGUAAAUAUUUUAUUUAAGUACUUUGUAUUACGCACUGUUUCUGUUAUAAUCGUGUAAAUAAUAUUAGAUUAAGUCGAAUCAUUCCAAACGUUUAGUUUAAAUUAUUAUUUUUCAUAUUUUAAUUAUUUACUUGCCAUACUUACGUAGUUUGUUGCGUUUGUUCCGAGUCUUCCAUUCCAGUCAAGAAGACAACGUUAUGUUCAUUGUUUUGUUUAUGUUAACAAAUUGUAUGAUAAUAUUUUUUGUUAUACGAAAACGAGUUAUUUGAUAGCCAUAUCUUAAGGUUGUAAGUUUAAAAUAACAUGUUUAAGUAUCUAGAAUCGACUGAUACCAGUUGCGUUGCGAAUGCACAUCACUAUAAAGAGUGACGUUUGAUAAUUUUGGCUGAAUCUGUGUAUAGUUUUAAUAAAGCAUCUUUGGAUAUAAAUACCAGUGUAAAAUUGUUCUAACAAUAUUGGCGAUAGUUUUCUCUAACUAGAGUUCUUGUGUAGGAAAGUUCUAGAAGUUUUAAUAACGCUGUAUCUAUGUAAAUAUGAUUGAAUGUUGGUGUUUGUAUAUGAUACCUGCGAUGUGGUAUGUCUUCCUUUAUUUGUUUUAUUAUGUAUAGGUAUACAAUAAGUUAAAUUAUUGAAAGAGAAUGAAUAAAUGUUUCGAUAUCAAUUU